Mya arenaria is the source of this 1878-nucleotide messenger RNA. Its product is annotated as IQ domain-containing protein K-like. Lineage: Eukaryota; Metazoa; Mollusca; Bivalvia; Myida; Myidae. Gene Ontology annotation, molecular function: protein binding. The record is from RefSeq and is a predicted model, not a curated record. The coding region runs from base 83 to 904 and encodes 273 amino acids. The transcript is spliced from 7 exons.
GUGCCUUCAGAUAGAACCAGUUUUUUAUUUCGCCCUAUUUUUACGCGGAAUUGUUUACAUCAGUUGUUGUUUGGCUGUCAAGAUGUCAGUCAUCACAAAAGUUCCCGAGCCAAAUAUAUACGAAGAAAUAUGUAAAGAGUUCUCUGGAUACAAACAAAUCAGAGAGGACGAUGAACUCUCAGUGGCUACAGACUACCAGGACUAUGAUCCUUCAAAACACAAUCCAGUGUUCUUCGGGAAAAUGUACAGCCACAUUCCGACUGAUACACUGGCAUAUGAAGAAGUUGAUGUUGCCCAGACUCAUCCAUCAGUAAUUGGUUACGCUUUCACAGAGAAGCCAACAAAGUCACCAUCUCCACCGCCUACUCCUGUGCCUUCAAAAUAUGAAUGUAGCCCCAGUGAAUAUCUAGAGCACCAUGUUUUCCCAGUUCUUCUACCUGCAAUGGAGAGAAUGCUUGAACAAGCAAAGAAGGAAAAGUGCUUUGAGAGAAAAAGAACAAAAUUUGAUGCCCUUGACUACGUAACUGAGUUUUUAUACAACAACAAUUCUGCUAGAAAAGAUAAACCAAAGACAAAUCUGGAAGACAUUCCGUUUGUAAAAGAUUGGCUGGAAGAUCAUCCACGGCCACCAUUACCACUGUCUUUGAUCUGGACGGAAGAUGAAGCUGCUCUCAAAAUCCAGGCUUUUUGGAGGGGUUACCAGGUUCGCAAAGAUCCAGAGGUACAGGAGCUGCGCCAGUGGCAGGCCGAAUGGCGCGAGGAAAAGGGUGAUGUUUCGCGCCGUGUAAGCGACUUCUGGGAGAAAAAGAUGCCAGAAUCUCCAAACAACACCACCGAAAAUAUAACCCCAGAAAAUAAAUCGACAGAAAAUAAAACAGACACUGUAAAGACUCCACCUGUGUGAUCCAGACUCUGAGUAAACAUGUUUACUUCUAGUACUGUUGCAUUUUGUAUAAAAUGAAAUAUUUGGUUCAAAUUUUCUUUUCAUUAUUUUUUGGCUAUCAAUUAAGUGUAAAUGAUGCUUUUUCUAAUAUCCCUGUACUGAACGAGCUAUUUAUUAUAUAAAAUGGACGUAUGGCACUUAUUGUACUGCACCUGGACAUCUAUGGAAGUCUGUUUAAAAUAUAUUCUAUUUUAACACAAACAAUUUUGCAAUCUUUUAUUUGUCUGGGAAUCUGUGUUUUUGUCAUUAAUUGAUACAUUAAAUUGCUUGUGAUAAUCUUAAUUUUCAUUUUUGUUUUAAAACGCAUAUACACAAAUAUAUUCUGUGAUACUUUUUAUUUAUAUUUUGAAUGGAAUUUCACAUGUGCAUGACAAAAUAGUACUUGUUUGGAAUAUACAUUUUUGGUCAUAAAUCUUCGGACAAAAUACUUCAUAACUGUUAUCAAUACUGAUAAAAACAGUACCUUUAAUUGCAAUUUUUUUUUACUCCUCCCACAUAAGUUAACCAUAGAAGUAAGUAAUUUAUAUGCGAUUGCAUAUAUGUCAUCAAAACUCAGUAUUUGAUUGGCUGACAAGUCCUGUCUAUCAAAUGGCUUGUGCUGUUAUGACACUCCUUUUGUUGUGCUUACUGAUAUUAGUGCCAGUGGACUUUAAACAAGGUGCAUGAGAUUGAUAAAAACAAUAUCAGGAUGUUUUUAUAGAAUGAUUUUACCAUGAUGAUUGCAUUUUUUUCGUUGGUGUACUCUCUUAUUGUCAAAUCUUAUUUGCUAAAACUGAAAAAUUGUCAAUGGUCAGUAAACAAAAAAGAACACAUUGUAUAGAUUUUGUUUUUCUAUUUGAAAGUCUUCUAUGACCACUGAUGUUAAAAAUUUUGCUUUCCUUGUUAAAACCUGGGUUCAUAGAAUUAGUUAUUGUAUGGGAAUAAAUAAUUUGUCA